AUGUCUGUUUCUGAAGAUAAUACACCAGUCUCUACCUCUACUAGUAUCACUGCAGCAGAAGAAAAAAAUGUUCCCACAUUAGCUGAGGUGGUUCGAAAUUAUAAAACUAAGGAGCUUAUAGAUUUCUUACAUAAAGAAAAAGACUUGGUGCUUGACGAUGAUGACUUGAAAAUUAUCAAAAAGGAAAAAAUUACAGGCUAUGCUUUUCUCAAGACAACUAAAGAAGAGCUCCAAAGUUAUGGAAUGUCAGGUGGACCCGCUUCAGACCUAGCUGACUUUGUUAAAGAACUGGGCAAAUGUAAAUUAAAAGCCUUCUCCUCAUACAAAAGUUUGAGGGAAGUGUUGAAAAAAUAUGAUAUUGAUGGAAAUGAAACUUACCAACUCAAAGAUGAAGAUGAUGAGUUAGAACAAUGUAUAAGGGAAAUAAAAUGCAGAUUGGGAAAUAUGGGUACUAUACUUGCCGAUAGCAAUGAAGCCAUGUGCUGUGAAUAUAUCUCGGCCAUUCUUCAUGCUUUGCUUUAUAUUGUUAAAAGAAUCACAAACAAAGAACUUACCUUAGCUUCUCAACUCGAAGUUGUUGGUGAAGAAAGUACCGGUAGAGUUGACUAUGCGAUCAAGGCUCUAGAAGAACUUAUUUGUAUCACAGAAGGAAAAUUACAUCAGGUGGUCAUGGGGUUUGCUCAAAAUUUGAUCCAAUGUGAAAGUGCAUUGCAAGCAAAUAAACGUAUGAGAAAACGUAAGUCAAAUGAAGAGUUUAUGGACGACUAUAACUAUAUCUAUGGAAUUGUUACAACAGCUACAGAAUGGUAUUUCAUUCUUUAUACCUCGAACGAAAUAUCUUGUACAAGCAAAAAUCCUCUUAAUAUUCGUUUUACUGAAUCUGUCUUGAAAGAAGGUUUGGAGGAAGAAAAAGAGUUAUGUAAAAACAUGAAGCGGGUGAUGGAGGUUAUCGUAAGAUUAUUAAAAGAUAGAGUGGAUGUUGAAAAGGAACCGGUAACAAAAAAGCAAUGGGUUCAAAGGUUUUUUGGAAAUCAAGAAUAG
Dentiscutata erythropus is the source of this 1041-nucleotide messenger RNA. Lineage: Eukaryota; Fungi; Glomeromycota; Glomeromycetes; Diversisporales; Gigasporaceae. The record is from the annotation of a GenBank genome assembly.